AUGGCAUCCACGACCCCCACCACGGCGGAGCGCUGGCACAAGAUUGAAGGCCACUCCCCUGACGGCAUCUUUGCCCUCGCCGCUCGUGCCAACGCCGCCAAGGACCCGAAGGCCAACCUUGUGGUGGGUGCCUACCGCGAUGAGCAGGGUCGCCCCUACCCCCUGCACGUCGUCCGCAAGGCCGAACGUCUGCUGUUGGACAUGAAUCUCGACUACGAGUACCUGCCCAUCGCGGGCCUUCAGGCCUUUGUGGAUGACGCAACGAAAAUGCUCUACGGCGACGCGGUCGAGUCGCACCAGAUUGUGGGCGUGCAAACGAUCAGCGGCACCGGUGCGAUCGCCCUCGGCGCCAAGCUGCUGACACACGUCUACGACCCAGUGACCACCCCCAUCUACCUGUCGAACCCGACCUGGCCGAAUCACCACGCCAUCCUCCCGGCGGCGGGCUGGAAGGACAUCCGCAGCUACAGCUACUACGACCCCGAGACGAUGAGUCUCGAUUUCGAGGGCAUAAAGAAGGACAUCCACACUGCGCCGAAUGGCUCCAUCUUCGUGCUGCACCAGUGCGCGCACAACCCCACCGGUGUGGACCCGACCCACGCGCAGUGGGAGGAGAUUGCGGACUUGAUGCUGGCUAAAAAGCACCAGGUGUUCUUUGAUUCCGCCUACCAGGGCUACGCAAGUGGUAGCCUCGACGAAGACGCCUUCGCGGCUCGGCUCUUUGCCGGCCUCGGCUUGGAGGUGAUGGUGGCGCAGUCCUUCUCCAAGAACAUGGGUCUCUACAGUGAGCGCGCGGGUGCCCUCUCUGUAAUCAUCAAGGACAAGACGAAGCGCGCGGAUGUGAAGAGCGUGAUGGAGUCGCUGAUCCGCGAGGAGUACUCCAGCCCGCCGGCGCACGGCGCUCGCCUCGCCCACCUCAUCCUGAGCAGCAACGACCUGCGCAAGGAGUGGGAAGCGGAGCUGGCGGACAUGGCCGGUCGUAUUCGCACGAUGCGCCGCACUGUCUACAACGAGCUGAAGCGACUGGAGACGCCCGGCAGCUGGGAGCACGUGAUCAACCAGAUCGGCAUGUUCUCCUUCCUCGGCCUGACCAAGGAGCAAUGCCAGUACUGCCAGGACCACAACGUCUUCAUCACGCUGACGGGGCGCGCGAACAUGGCGGGUCUGACGCACGACACCGCCUUGAUGCUCGCCCGGACGAUCAACGAUGCCGUAUCCAAGUUGGAUAAUAAAUAA
This is a messenger RNA of Leptomonas pyrrhocoris, 1236 nucleotides long. Its product is annotated as putative aspartate aminotransferase. Gene Ontology annotation, biological process: biosynthetic process; amino acid metabolic process. Lineage: Eukaryota; Euglenozoa; Kinetoplastea; Trypanosomatida; Trypanosomatidae. The transcript has a single exon. The record is from RefSeq and is a predicted model, not a curated record. Gene Ontology annotation, molecular function: pyridoxal phosphate binding; L-aspartate:2-oxoglutarate transaminase activity. Bases 1 to 1236 code for a protein of 411 amino acids.